GACCAUCUUGUUGAACAGAGCUUCAAAGAGAGAGAGAGAGUACCGGCGGAGGAUUUGCGUUUCUCUUGUGGGAUUCACAGUGACAAUGGGGAGGAGCUAUAGUUACAGUCCUUCACCACCAAGAAGUUAUAGCAGACGGUACAGAAGCCCGAGUCCGGUGGGAUACUACAGAGGUCACAGUAGAGAUUCUCCAACCAGUUUACUCGUUCGCAAUCUCCGGCACGACUGUAGGCAAGAAGAUCUACGUAGACCAUUUGGACGGUUUGGUCGGCUCAAGGAUAUCUAUAUACCUCGUAAUUAUUACACUAGGGAGCCUCGCGGGUUUGGGUUUGUGCAGUACUAUGACCCUGCUGAUGCUGCAGAUGCAAAGUAUCAUUUAGAUGGCUACGUUCUUCUUGGCCGUGAAAUUACUGUAGUAUUUGCAGAGGAAAACAGAAAGAAGCCUUCCGAAAUGAGAGAACGAUCAAGGGGCAGAACACGUACAAGAUCUCCUUAUGGUUACUCCCGGUCUCCUGGCUAUUCUCGUUCACCAAACUACAGAAGAAGCUAUUCGCGCUCACCAUAUGAUGAAAGACACCAUUCAAGAUCGGUUUCCCCAGGGGAUAGGAAGCGAUCAUACUCGAGGUCAAGCUCAAGGUCCCGGUAUGGAUCGAGAAGCAGAAGCCCGAGUCCCGGAUACUAGGUGACUUGGUAUAUGACCUAAGCUUGUGAUGAUAGAGAUAUGAGGUCUGGUGUUACACUGUGGGAGUUAGUCAUUUGGAAGAACAAUAAAUCAUAGUUGUAGUAGGGGACAAAUCAAUGUAUGUUUCGGUUUCAUAUCCUUUGGCACUUACUGGCAGCUUCGUCCUUUUUUUUAUCCUAAUGCGUGACAUCUAUGCUACUGAUUAUUAUAUCACGAGUGUAUUUCGUUUCGAAUCCUCAUUACAUAAUGAAACGUAUUUAUG
Eutrema salsugineum is the source of this 944-nucleotide messenger RNA. RefSeq names its product serine/arginine-rich SC35-like splicing factor SCL30A. NCBI's taxonomy places the organism in Eukaryota, Viridiplantae, Streptophyta, Magnoliopsida, Brassicales, Brassicaceae. The coding region runs from base 86 to 682 and encodes 198 amino acids. The record is from RefSeq and is a predicted model, not a curated record. Gene Ontology annotation, molecular function: RNA binding. The transcript has 6 exons.